AAAAGACAGAGAGGACUCAAAAAGGGUUUCUUGAUUACACAAAACCAGAAGUGAGAGAGAGAGAGAGAGAGAGGAACAAAGAUCAAUCUUUUCGUUUGUUCUUCUUCGUGUUGACUCGCGGCUGUGGAAGAAGAGUUUGAGAGGAAUCGUGGGUCGACGAGUUUCUGUACAAUCAGUAAUGGGUUCCGGCAGAAAACGGAAAGGACAAAGAAAGAAAGAAGAAGACAGUAACGUUAACGCUAUUCCGGAGAGUUCGAGAGAGAUUGUACAGAACAUGAAGGAAGUCGUGAAUUGCUCUGAACAAGAGAUUUACGCAAUGCUUGUUGAAUGCAAUUUGGACGCUGACGAAGCCAUUACUCGUCUUCUUUCUCAAGGUUUCUUCCAUAAAGAUCCUGCCUUUUUAUUCUGGGUUUUAUAAGCUUUGAAGUUGUUUGGUUGAAACUUGAAAGUGGAAGAAACGAAGAUGAAACAAACCAGAGCAAGGCUUGUUUGUUUUAUUCCCUCUGAUUGAGUGAUUGAUAGUUUUCAGGAAGUGAAGAGUAAACGAGACAAGAAGAAAGAGGCCAAGGAAAAGUCGAGAAAGUGCGAGAGAGACGAAGACAGUAAUGUAAAUGCAGAUAUUGUGAAGUGCUCAGAACAAGAGACUAGCGCAACAAUGCUUGUAAAAUGCAACAUGGAUGCUGACAAAGCCGCUAAUCGUCUUCUUUCUCAAGGUUUCUUCGAAAAGUUUCUGCCUUUCUUUCUGGAUUUUAAAGCUUUGAAGUUGUUAAGUUGAAAGUAAAGUGGGAAGAAGAAACGAAGAUGAAAGAUUCACAGAGCAAUGCUUGUUUCUUUUUCCUCUUAUUGAUGGUAUUCAGCAAGUUAAGAGCAACCAAGAUGAGAAGAAAGAGACCAAAGACACAUCGGAGUCUCAAAGUGUUGGUAGUAGCAACCAGAAUCGUGAAUUGAGUAAUGACGGUGAUAAUCAUGUUGAUCAAGGUGGCGGAAACAAGUCUAACUCAGAUGAGACGAGUAAUGUGAAAGGAAUUCGUUAUCCUGUGGCUGGUUCAUCUACUACAGCCGGUAUUCUUGGUUCUGGUCCUUCAUUGAACAGUUCAGGUGAAGCAGUUUCUUCGUUAUCUGUGCCAUCGUCUAGGUUAAUAUCUGCUUGGGAAUAUGGUACCUCUGGUCAUAGAACAAUGGCUGAUGUUGUGAAGAUGGGUAUAGCUUCAUUAAAAGAGAGUGUGAGGAAAGGUCCUGUCAAGGAUGAUUGUCACUUACGUGAGAGGCCAGAUGAGUCUGCUGCUAGAAGAGAUGAGUCUACUUCGGUAUCCAACCAAAACUUGCAUGAAAGUUUUUCUUAUUUCUCUAACUCACUUUCUGAGUUUGGUGCUGGAAGAAUUCAACGUCGAGGGUCUGCAUUGGUAUCGAACCAAAACUUGUGGGAUAACAGAGUUACUCAUCCAUUGUCUACCUCAUAUGAUGCUAAAAGAGAAGAAGAAUUUCUCAAGUUUACUCCAGAAUUUAUCCUAAAAGUCCACAUUGACGAUGUUGCUACUAGAGAAGAUCAACUUCGAGAGUCUACUUCACUAUCCAACCAAAACUUUCACGAUGAAGACAAUGGAGGCUCGCGGUUGUUGUGUGACAAAUACAAUAAUAAAAAUGAUGAGACUUACCAAGAGCAAAGACGUUCAUUUGAGCACAAUCAAACCGAAGGUCUAUCAGCGUCUAUGGACACCAAUCUACAGCAGCUCUCAAUAGAGAAUGAUAAGCCGGAAACAUCGGUUAAAGGGUUACAACAUGUGCAAUGUGGUAGUUUUGGUUCUGGGAUGAAUGGAUCCGCCCAACCCAGCAGUCUCCCAUCAGGACUCUUGAAUGAUGAUGACUCAGAAGAUAUAUCCGGUUCUGUGGUGUCUCCUUUAAGUCUUCAGAUGCAGAAUAUUAAUACAAUCCCCACUGUGCGUCAACAAGCAUACACAAAGGAAACAGAUCCUCAGGCUUCUCCUCUCAAUCAGUCAAUGCCUACGACAUCUUCACUUGAUCCCAGGCUAUCAGUUUCCAUGACCGAGCCAACACAGAAUGACACCUACGACAUGUCACCAUCAGCAUUUCAUAAACAUGGUGGUCGUAACAACAACAGUUACCAUCUAAGAUCCUCAACUGUACCACUUUCUCACUACAGCAACAGUGUUCUUUCUCCAUCUGCUGUCGCUGUUCCUUCCGCUCACAGUUCCACUAAUGGUUUUGGCAUGUCGAGCGAUACCGCUGCAAACUCGAUGUGUGGGUAUGAAGAUGUCCUCAGCUCAGAAUUUAGCAAUCACUUGGCAACACUUCAGCAUCAGAAUGGGACCUCAAAUAUGUGGACUCCUCAAGGACUCAACGACUCAGGAAACAGCUUAUUCUCGGGUCCUCAGGAUCAGCAGUCAUAGAGUUUCAGACAUAGCCAAGAGCAACAAGGGCAAGAAUAAGAGCAGCCUUAUGAAGAUGAAAGCAGUCGUUACGGACCAAGGAAACAAAUAGAAGAGACCGUGGCGAAGAAACAACUGCUAAUGGAUUUGCUUUUCUUAAAUCCUAGCUAACCCCUUUUUUGUGCCUUAGCCUUAGAAAAUCUGAAAGAACGUUUCUGCUUUUACUAGUUAGGUUCGGCUUCUUUCUUGCCAUCAUUUUUUUACUUUCAAUGUAAAUAAUCAAAAUAUUGUAUACACAAGAAAGAUAAA
Messenger RNA from Camelina sativa (false flax), 2696 nucleotides. NCBI's taxonomy places the organism in Eukaryota, Viridiplantae, Streptophyta, Magnoliopsida, Brassicales, Brassicaceae. The record is from RefSeq and is a predicted model, not a curated record.